ACCACUUCAUCACCGAGCCAAACCUCUGGUUCUACGAGAGUUGCGGAGACGAGUCGAACACGUACGCUACCGAUGCCAACAUCGAGGCGAUCAAGACCGUCGUCGAUUUCGAACGCGACCCGAACUUCACAGAUGAAAACGCUAUCUCCGAGCUGUUCUAA
This is a messenger RNA of Prorocentrum cordatum, 161 nucleotides long. Lineage: Eukaryota; Dinophyceae; Prorocentrales; Prorocentraceae. The record is from the annotation of a GenBank genome assembly.